Molecule: messenger RNA, 1359 nt
Organism: Colletotrichum spaethianum
Lineage: Eukaryota; Fungi; Ascomycota; Sordariomycetes; Glomerellales; Glomerellaceae
Product: O-methyltransferase aurJ
Exons: 3
Coding region: 1-1359 (452 amino acids)
Molecular function (GO): O-methyltransferase activity
Source: RefSeq, a predicted model, not a curated record
AUGGCAACGCCACAGCCUUCUAUCAACGAUCUCGCAGCCAAGAUCAGCGAGCUCUCGGCCGAAUUCACUCGCUUUUUGGGUGACAACAAGAUUCCCCAGCCCACGUUUGCCGCAGACAGCGUGACAAGCUACGAUGGUCUCACUUCAGAGGCUUUCCUGCUCCGGCAAAAGUUGCUGGACGCUGCGGCGGAUCUCUCUUAUCUGGUUUCAGGGCCUAGUGAGAGUAUUUUCAACUAUGCUCAUAACUGCAUGCCAGACGCCACAACGCUUAACAUCCUCAACCACUUCGACUUCUGGUCCGCUGUGCCACUAGACGGCUCGGCCUCCUACCCCGACAUUGCGAAGCACACCGACCUGCCAGAGGAGGUUGUACACCGCGUUCUUGAGCACGCCUACACCUUGCGCAUCUUCGAGGAAACUGAGCCCGGCAAGCCCUUUACCACGCGCGUGCAACACACGGCUAGGUCGGCUGCUCUGGUGAAGAACGCCGGUCUACGCGCCCUCGUCGCGACUCUCAUGAACGACGCCGGCCCACCGAUGACGGUUUUGCAUGCGGCGCUGGAGAAGUUCCAGCGUGGCAAGAAGGAGCUGAAAGAGGACAUGAGAGAAACGGCGUUCACGUUGUACCACUCUGGCGCGCUCUGCGGUGGGUACAACAACUCUUGGGAGCUGCUCGAAAACGAUGGCGAGGGCGAGAAUAAGGGUUGGCGCCAGAGGAACUUUGUGCAGUUCAUGAACUACAUCAAAGAGAUCUUCCGACUGGAGGGACUAGUCAACGAUGCUUACGAUUGGAAAGCUGCCGGCGACUUCAGCGUUGUCGAUCUUGGCGGAUCCGGGGGCCACGAUAGUUUCGUGCUGGCAAAGAAUUUCCCCAACCUCAAGAUCACGGUACAGGACCUGCCCAACUGCCAAUCUUCUUUCGACAAAAACAUUCCGGAAGAGCUCAUGGGUCGUGUUACCUUCCAACCGCACAGCUUCUUUGAGCCGCAGCCCUUGCAGGCGGAUCUGUACAUGAUCAAACUGAUCCUCCACGAUUGGCCCGAUGCGGAAUCCGUCAAGAUUCUUCAAGGCCUCAGACCGGCUCUCCGCCCGGGUGCGAAGGUCCUGUUCAUCGACUACGUCGGAAAGCAGGGCGAUGUUGAGGAGAACGCAGCGGCUGCCGCCGCGCUACCCAAAUCCAUCCAGCAGAUGGGUACCUCGACGGACCUGAGAAUGAUGGCUCUAUUCAGUGCCAAGGAAAGACCUGUGGAUGCGUGGAGACAACUGUUCAAGAAGGCGGACGAGAGGUACGAACUGCAGCGUGUUGAGGCGAAUCCUCUGUCAUUCUUUGUCAUUAUCGAGGCCGUUUGGCGUGGUUGA